AUGACUGGAGCUACAGAGAAAUAUGAGUACCGUGGCAUCAUUCCCAGGGCAAUUCAACAGAUUUUUAAAGAGGUGGAAGAACAAGCAGAUCUUGCCCUCACUGUAUAUGUUUCCUACUUGGAGAUUUACAAUGAGACUCUAUUUGACCUACUGUCCACCAUGCCUGACAGCCCAACAUCUGAUGCACAGAUGACAAUAGUGGAGGACGGCCAUGGUGUGCGUAUCAAAGGACUUUCCAUCCGUCUGGUCACUACUGAGGAAGAUGCCCUCAACUAUCUGUUUGAGACUCGGUGGAAGGAGGCUUCAGAAGUCAAGUACUUGACCUCAAAACUCAACAUGGUGGAUCUUGCAGGUUCUGAACGCUUGGGAAAGACAGGAUCUGAAGGACAGGUGAUGCGAGAAGCAAUGUACAUCAAUAAGUCACUCUCCUUCCUUGAACAGGCCAUUAUUGCUCUUGCUGAUUCCAAGAGAGAGCAUAUUCCGUUUAGGCAGAGCAAACUCACGCAUGCACUGAAGGAUUCCAUAGGUAGGGUUGGGAAGAAGUUUGAACCUGCAGUAUUUAAGCAGCUCACUUGUCAACAUCCUUUAGGUGGGACCUGCAACACUAUCUUGGUAGCAAAUAUCUAUGGAGAGGCUGCUCAAAUUGAAGAAACGCUAUCUACGCUCCGGUUUGCAUCAAGAAUGAAGUGUAUACCAGCCGAGCCAGUCGCUAACGUAUAUAGUGACCCUAUGAAAUUGAUUCAGAAGCUUCAGAAUGACAUCAAGGUACUUCAGGAUGAGCUGGCUAUGUAUAAUAUACUGGCUAGCCGUCGACAGGUCAGCUACGAAACUUUAACUGCAAAUCAAAUCCGAGACAUCAAAGCUCAAGUCUGUAGGUACUUGGAUGGGACAAUAGAAGAAAUUAAUAUUACUAACGUCAGGCAACUUCGUGAGUCCUUUGCACAAUUCAAGAUUAUUUUGCAGCAACAGGAACAGGAAAUAGAGACUGCACUGCGGAAGAAGUACAUCCUCAUAGAUAAAACAAAUAAAGAAACGGCCCCUACACCUGAGCCGAUGGGGCAUAAGAUCUCUGAAGAAUCCCAGGUUGGAGAACUUAGUGGAGAAGGGUUUGGAGUUGGACUGGCUCCCGCAUCAGCUAAAGCUAAGAAAUUAAAAAGUAAAAAGACCAAAGAGUCAGCUGGCUCCACCAAGAAGGAACGUGUUUCCAUCGCAGGAAAAGAUCCUGAAAUGAUACUCCAAGCAAAAGAACCUGUUCCUGAUGUUCCUGCAAAACCUACAGUGCAGAGAGAGCAAGAGGUAGCUAGUGCCGAGUCUGCACUGUCAGAAUCAGCUGUCAAACUGGAAGAGAUCAGGCCUAGCACACCUCCACAGAAGUCAGAGAUGUUUGAAAUAUUCAAAGCAGAGAAAGGACGCGAGAUUAAUCGUAUUCUUAUUGAGAAUAAAAGUAUUCUCAUUGAAAAGAGGAAGAGCAUGAAGGAGUUGACUGAGCGAAUCAACAACACCAAGGAAGAGAUUGACAUCACUAAGCGGUCACUCAAUAUCAAGAAACGGGAGCGACAUGAUCAAGGUGAGUACAUGAAUAAACAAGACGAGCCUAUAGUUGAUGAAGAUGAGUUCAACCUAAUCAUUCAAUUGAAGGAUCUGAAACACCAAUACCGACAGGACUUUGAUGCAUUGCGAGACCUGCGGGUGGAGGUGCAGUACUGCCAGAAGCUGGUGGAUCAAUGCAGGCUGCGGCUGCUGACCGAGUUUGAUAUUUGGUACAACGAAUCCUUUCUGAUUUCUGAUGAUGCUCAACUCACGCCACAAGUAGACAGUAUCCGACCAGGGUUGGUCCCCUACCCCAGAAUGAUAUCUUUGGAAGAAGAUGAUAAGGAGAAAUUCCAACGCAUCCAACAUGAAAUCCUGAUGGCGAAUCCAGAAUCAGUGUCAUUUUACAAAGCACGGAUGAAGCUGGAACAACGGCACAAUUAUAUCAAAGCCAUGCUCAGCACCAACCAAUAACCAUAAAGAAGAAACCAGGAAUGAUCAUCUCACCAUCAAGAACAAACCACCCUCCAAUCUUCAAUGUCAUUAAAUUCCAAGUUACCGCAAAGGAAAGAGGAACCAAAGGAAUCCAUCCAUGUCUUCUGCAUGAAGAGUAUAUAUUAUUUAGUUACAGUUUGAAAAGAAACUGAAAUCACCGUCACAAAUUUUAA
Messenger RNA from Pristis pectinata (smalltooth sawfish), 2198 nucleotides. Its product is annotated as kinesin-like protein KIF9. Gene Ontology annotation, biological process: microtubule-based movement; mitotic spindle organization. The record is from RefSeq and is a predicted model, not a curated record. Bases 1 to 2004 code for a protein of 667 amino acids. Lineage: Eukaryota; Metazoa; Chordata; Chondrichthyes; Rhinopristiformes; Pristidae. Gene Ontology annotation, molecular function: microtubule motor activity; microtubule binding; ATP binding. The transcript is spliced from 18 exons.